Messenger RNA from Cuscuta campestris, 1176 nucleotides. NCBI's taxonomy places the organism in Eukaryota, Viridiplantae, Streptophyta, Magnoliopsida, Solanales, Convolvulaceae. The record is from the annotation of a GenBank genome assembly.
GCCGUCUCUGCGUUUUUUCCCUCUUUAAAGAAGAAGAUCCGACUCAUAUACACCUUCACGCUCGCUUUUUCUUUUUGCCGGAACACUGACGAUUUCCAAAACGGUUCAAGAUCAUGGCUUCGUCCGCCCCCCUCGCCGAUCCAAAAUCCGUCACCGUCCGAGAAGUCUGGGCGCAUAAUCUCCAAUCGGAGUUCAAAAUCAUAGAGAAGGUUGUCGAUUCGUACAAUUACGUGUCGAUGGACACCGAGUUUCCCGGCGUCGUGUUUAAGCAGGAGGGGUUUCCUUGCCCCGGGGGACGCCGGUGGCGCUCCGCCGCGGAGCAGUACAUGCUGCUGAAGAUGAACGUUGACGCUCUGAAUAUCAUCCAGAUCGGAUUGACCCUAUCCGACGCCGACGGGAAUCUCCCUGACGUCUGCGGCAACGGAGGCCGGUGCAUCUGGCAGUUCAACUUCUCCGACUUUGAUUGGGAGCGUGAUCUCCACUCUUCGGAUUCCAUCGAGCUUCUCCGCCGCCAGGGCAUAGACUUUGAGAAGAACCGGAAGGAGGGGAUCGACUCGGCCCGGUUCGGCCAGCUGAUGAUGUCAUCCGGCCUGCUCUUCAACCAGCGCGUGAGCUGGGUCACGUUCCACAGCGCGUACGAUUUCGGCUACGUGGCGAAGAUCCUGACGCAACGACCGCUGCCGAAUCGGCUGGAGGACUUUUUGGUAAUUCUACAGACCUACUUCGGGACCCGGGUUUACGACGUCAAGCACCUGAUGAGAUUCUGUGAGAGCCUCUACGGAGGGCUGGACCGGCUGGCCGGAGCGCUGGAGGUGAGCCGGGCGGUUGGGAAGUGCCACCAGGCCGGUUCCGAUAGCUUGCUGACCUGGCACGUCUUCCAGAGAAUGAGGGAUCUCCGCCUUGUUAACGGCGGCCUGGAAAAGUACGCCGGCGUUCUGUACGGGUUAGAGGUCUACGGUGGGAUGGUCUAUUGACAACAAAAAAAAAAAGGGUUACUAAAGUAAAUAAGGUCUCUAGUUAUCUUACUUAUCUCUUUCUGGGUGUACUUUAGUUUUACAUUAGUGUUAAUCACAGACUCUAUUCAAUUUCAAAUUCAUCCAUUGCUCCAUUAUUAGCAUUAAUUUUCUCGGAGAAAAUAGUUUUAGUUUCAAAUUUGAGUAAAUUACAUAAGUAUGA